Pogoniulus pusillus (Red-fronted tinkerbird) is the source of this 5933-nucleotide messenger RNA. It is a transcript of the gene PPFIA4, whose product is annotated as PTPRF interacting protein alpha 4. The transcript is spliced from 31 exons. Gene Ontology annotation, molecular function: protein binding. The record is from RefSeq and is a predicted model, not a curated record. Gene Ontology annotation, cellular component: presynaptic active zone. Bases 613 to 4299 code for a protein of 1228 amino acids. Gene Ontology annotation, biological process: synapse organization. Lineage: Eukaryota; Metazoa; Chordata; Aves; Piciformes; Lybiidae.
CGGUGACGCAGUGGGCGGGCCCGGGGCGGGCAGCGGCGGCAGCGGCGGCGGCUUCCAGCGACUUCGGCGCUCGGCCAUCGCUGUGCAUUUGUGGUGCCAGGCAGAGCCAUGUCCCCACGCCAGCAGUGAGCACCUCCCCCAGCCUCGGGAAGAAGGCCACUGCCACCUGCCUCCUCCUCAGCAUGCCCGAGCAGCCCUGCUCUGCCCAGGACCCUCCUGCUGCUGCUGCCAGCUUGGGCUCUCUGCCGGGACAAGUCCUCCAGGAGCGCACCCCCGUGGCCCACUGAUGCUGCAGCCCCUCCGAAGGCAGCAGAGAGGUGACACAAGGGACAGCGACAGGCAGAUUUAACACCCCGAGGGCCUUCCCGGUGCCAAGAAGGUCCCUCCCUGCCCGCCGGAGCGAUGCCAGCCUCUGCUUAGCCCCUGGAGAAGAAGGGAUGGAGCAUCCCCCUCGGCGCCCCCGCACUGGCUCCCCCCUCGGCCGGCAGGAGCCCUUAGCGAUGUGAUCGGGCACCCCCCCUCCCCCUCCCCCCACGGCCCACCAGCGCCCACCCAACCCCUGCCAGCGGGCACCGUCGGGACCCACCCAUCGCCACCCCCCAGCCCCCCGCCAUGAUGUGCGAGGUGAUGCCCACCAUCAGCGAGGGGGACCCCCUGGGCCCCCCGCAGGGCGCCGAGGCGGACGCCGACUUCGAGCAGCUGAUGGUGAACAUGCUGGACGAGAGGGACAAGCUGCUGGACACGCUGCGGGAGACACGCGAGACGCUGGCGCUGACCCAGAGCCGCCUGCAGGAGGCGCUGCGGGAGCGGGACCAGCUCCAGCGCCAGCUCAGCUCCGCUCUGCCGCAGGAGUUCGCCACCCUGACGCGGGAGCUGAGUGCCUGCCGGGAGCAGCUGCUGGAGCGGGAGGAGGAGAUCUCGGAGCUGAAGGCUGAGCGCAACAACACUCGGCUGCUGCUGGAGCACCUGGAGUGCCUGGUGUCCAGGCAUGAGAGGUCCCUCAGGAUGACCGUGGUCAAGCGCCAGGCACAGUCCCCGUCCGGCGUCUCCAGCGAGGUGGAGGUGCUGAAGGCUCUCAAGUCGCUCUUUGAGCAUCACAAGGCACUGGAUGAGAAGGUCAGGGAACGCCUACGAGCGGCCUUGGAGCGAGUGGCAACCUUGGAGGAGCAGCUGGUGGAUGCCCAUCGGCAGGUGGCAGUUCUGCAGCAAGGUGCCACACGAGAGGUGCCAGCAGGGGAAAGGGACGAGAGGGAGCCCAAGGAGCCUGCACAGAAGCUUCCCUGGAAGCGACUCUCCAACGGCUCUGUGCACCCAGAGGAGGAGGCAGGGAGGGUGGUGGAGCUGCAGGAGCUCCUGGAGAAGCAGAACUUCGAAGUGGUCCAGGCCAAGGAGCGAAUCUCUGCCCUGGCUGCCAGCGUGGCCGAGCUGGAGGAGGAUCUGGGCACGGCCAGGAAGGACCUGAUCAAAUCCGAGGAGAUGAGCAGCAAGUACCAGAGGGACCUCCGGGAGGCCCUGGCUCAGAAGGAGGACAUGGAGGAGAGGAUCACCACGCUGGAGAAGCGCUACCUGGCAGCCCAGAGAGAGGCCACAUCCAUCCACGACCUCAACGACAAGCUGGAGAAUGAGCUGGCCAACAAGGAGUCCCUGCACCGGCAGUGCGAGGAGAAGGCGAGGCACCUGCAGGAGCUGCUGGAGCUGGCGGAGCAGAAGCUGCAGCAGACGAUGCGCAAGGCGGAGACGCUGCCCGAGGUGGAGGCGGAGCUGGCCCAGCGCAUCGCUGCCCUCACCAAGGCAGAAGAGAGGCAUGGGAGCAUCGAGGAGCACCUGAGGCAGCUGGAGAGCCAGCUGGAGGAGAAGAACCAGGAGCUGGCCAGGGCACGGCAGAGGGAGAAGAUGAACGAGGAGCACAACAAGAGGCUGUCAGACACUGUGGACAGGCUGCUGAGCGAGUCCAACGAGAGGCUGCAGCUGCACCUCAAGGAGAGGAUGGCAGCCUUGGAGGAGAAGAACACCUUGUUACAAGAGCUGGAGAACACCCAAAAGCAGAUAGAGGAGCACCAGCACGACAAGCGGCGUCUGUCUGAUGAGAUUGACAAGCUGAGGCUGGAGGUUGAUCAGCUCAAGACCAGAAGUGGGACCUUUGUGGAGAGUGUCCAUGCAAGGUCCCACAUGGGCAGUGCCACAGACCUGCGCUUCCCCCUGGGCGCUGUGGUCCAUGCCCCUGCGGAGCCCUUCGGGGCUGCCCCAGGCCUGCAGCGGGCACAGAAGGGGAGAUUCACUGCCCGCAGAGAGGAGCCAGCCAAGGAGUGGGAGCAGGCCCAGGCAGGCAGCGUGCUGGGCACAGGGCCCCAUGCCUUCGACAGCGACCCUGAGAUCUCGGACGUGGAUGAGGAUGACCGCGAGACGCUCUUCAGCUCCAUGGAUGUGCUCUCCCCUGGGGGCCACUCAGAUGCCCAGACGCUGGCCAUGAUGCUCCAGGAGCAGCUGGAUGCCAUCAACGAGGAGAUCAGGAUGAUUCAAGAGGAGAAGGAGUCCACGGAGCUGCGGGCGGAGGAGCUGGAGACCCGAGUGACCAGCGGCAGCAUGGAGGGGCUCAACCUCACCCAGCUCUGCAAGAGGGCUUCCAUCCCCACCUCGCUGACUGCCCUGUCCCUGGCCAGCUCAUCCCCCCCCCUCAGCGGCCGCUCCACCCCCAAGCUGACCUCCCGCAGCGCCGCGCAGGACCUGGACCGCAUGGGCAUCAUGACGCUGCCCAGCGACUUGAGGAAGCACCGGAGGAAACUGCUAUCGCCUGCAGCUCGGGACGAGAGCCGAGAGGACAAAACCACCAUCAAAUGUGAGACGUCUCCCCCGUCCUCGCCCAGGGCCCUGCGGCUGGAGAAGCUGGGCCACCCUGCUCUGAGCCAGGAGGACGGCAAGAGCUCGCUGGAGGAGCAGGCCAGCAGCACCAGCAGCCAGGACUCCCUGCACAAGGGCUCCAAGAGGAAGGGGAUCAAGUCCUCCAUCGGGCGCUUGUUCGGCAAGAAAGAGAAGGGUCGCUUGAUCCAGCUGAGCAGAGAGGGGGCCACGGGGCAGGUGCUGCUGACUGAGGUGGAGGUGGGCAUGCAGGACCCCCUGGGGCUUGGCAAGCUGGGUGCUCAGGCUGAGAAGGAUCGGCGCCUGCGGAAGAAACAUGAACUCCUGGAAGAGGCUCGGAGGAAAGGAUUGCCCUUUGCUCACUGGGAUGGCCCCACUGUUGUGUCCUGGCUGGAGCUGUGGGUGGGAAUGCCAGCCUGGUACGUGGCUGCCUGCCGAGCCAACGUGAAGAGCGGAGCCAUCAUGUCAGCGCUGUCCGACACUGAGAUCCAGCGGGAGAUUGGCAUCAGCAAUGCCCUGCACCGCCUGAAGCUGCGCCUGGCCAUCCAGGAGAUGGUGUCCCUCACCAGCCCCUCUGCUCCCCCCACCUCACGCACUUCCUCUGGCAACGUUUGGGUCACCCAUGAGGAGAUGGAGAACAUGGCAACAUCCACCAAGACGGACACAGAGGAGGGCAGCUGGGCACAGACCCUGGCCUAUGGGGACAUGAACCACGAGUGGAUUGGGAACGAGUGGCUGCCCAGCCUGGGCCUGCCCCAGUACCGCAGCUACUUCAUGGAGUGCCUGGUGGAUGCGCGGAUGCUCGACCACCUCACCAAGAAGGACCUCAGAGUGCACCUGAAGAUGGUUGACAGCUUCCACCGCACCAGCCUGCAGUACGGCAUCAUGUGCCUGAAGAGGCUCAACUACGACCGCAAGGAGCUGGAGAGGAGGCGAGAGGAGACCCAGCAUGAGAUCAAAGAUGUGCUGGUCUGGACCAAUGACCAGGUGAUGCACUGGAUCCAGUCCAUCGGGCUGCGGGACUACGCCAACAACCUGGCGGAGAGCGGCGUGCACGGAGCCCUGCUGGCCCUCGAUGAGAACUUCGACCACAACAGCCUGGCCCUGGUGCUGCAGAUCCCCACCCAGAACACCCAGGCUCGACAGGUGCUGGAGCGGGAGUUCAACAACCUGCUGGCGCUGGGCACGGACCGCAGGCUGGACGAUGGUGAGGAGAAGACCUUCCGCCGGACGCCCUCCUGGCGCAAGCGGUUCCGCCCGCGGGACGUGCACAGCAUCAACCUGCUGAGCGGCUCCGCCGAGACCCUGCCCGCGGGCUUCCGAGUCACCAGCCUGGUGCCCCUGCCCCCCCCGGCUGCCCCGCCCAAGAAGAUGCCCCCAGAAGUCGGUGCCUCUGGGUCGCCAAGGCUGGAGACCUCCACGGUCCGGACCUACUCCUGCUGAGGCUCAGCGCCACAGGAACCAGCCCUGGCACUUGCCCACGGUCCCACCUGCUGGCAGCCUUUCAGGACAAGAGCCCAACCUGCUCCUGUUCCUCAGCCCAGACCGACAGACGCUGCAGGCUCACUGCUGGGGACCCUAAAGGAGCUCCUCCCUUCCACUCGUGCACCCCACAGCUUCCCUGGCUCCCCACCUGGCCCUGCUUGGGAUGGGCCAUGGACGCUGCCUGCCUGCGGUGCCAUCCACCAGAGCAGCAGGGACCCCUCCCAGACGUGGGCUGCCAGCUUUGGGAACCUUCCUCCUGCCUGGUUCACGGUGCCAACAUGCCACAGGCUGCUGCAGUGACUCACCUGAGCCCCAGGCACCAGGGCUGCUGCUGCUGCUGCCCACUGGACUUGAAGCCAAGGAAGAUUGAGACUCAUGAAGAUGCUAGCACUGGGGUGGCUGGGCAAGGAGAUGCCCUCAGGGCUGGGGGCAGGGCCAGUGCCAGGGUGGGCACUGCAUGGGCUGGAGCAGGGACUGGCCCUGGUGGGGGUGAGGAAGCUCUGUCUGCCAAGGGGCUGGCAGCCAGGAGUGAUGCUUUUUUUGGGGUGCUGCCAGAUGCCUCCUAGCAGAGAGGCUGCUCCUGCCCCGUGGGUCCAGCAAGGGCUGUGUGGGGAAGGGCUGAGACUGCCCCAUAUGGCCUAAUGCCAGCCAGGAUGUACCCAGCAUGCACAGGAGAGGGGACCCUCCUUGGGUGCUUAAAGAGACACAAGAGGGCACCCACCCAGCACCCACAGGAGAGGGGACCCUCCUUGGGCACUUGGGCACAUGAGAGGGCACCCACAGGAGAGGGGACCCUCCUUGGGUGCUUGGACAGACACGAGAGGGCACCCACAGGAGAGGGAACCCUCCUUGGGUGCUUGGACAGACACGAGAGGGCACCCAGCCAGCACCCACAGGAGAGGGGAAACUCCUUGGGUGUUUGGAGAGGCACGAGAGGGCACCCACAGGAGAGGGAACCCUCCUUGGGUGCUUGGACAGACACGAGAGGGCACCCACAGGAGAGGGAACCCUCCUUGGGUGCUUGGACAGACACAAGAGGGCACCCACAGGAGAGGGGACCCUCCUUGGGUGCUUGGGCACACGAGAGGGCACCCACAGGAGAGGGGACCCUCCUUGGGUGCUUGAAGAGACACAAGAGGGCACCCAGCAGCCUGGGAUGGUUGUGCCCAUCCCUUCCCCUGGGUGCAGAGGAGAUGCUCUCCCCUCCUGCCUCCAGGCCAGGGGCAGGGAUGAAUCCAGGAGGCUCUGAACUCUGCCCCUUCCCCCCCCUAGGGUAGGACUCCGUCUCCUCACGCCACGUCUGCCUUGUGUGGCUCCUGUUUCUGAUGUGCUAUUUAUUGAUGGCUGGAAUGACCUUCCCCUUACCCUGUGCUGUCUGGAAGUGCAAUAUCUGAGAGGCUCCCCCCUCCCCACGUCCUUUGGGUGUCUUUUUGGCCUCCUCCACUCCCAGGUAUUUUUUUAAUUUGAAGAGUCAGUGAAGCCCUUCCCUGGAGCCCUCCUCCUGUCAGCAUAGUACCGGUACUGCAUGGACCACAAGCCCCGGGGGGCAGGACAGGAUGUAUCUGUGUUCCAAUAAACAGGAUUUUAAAGCA